Messenger RNA from Phalaenopsis equestris, 2650 nucleotides. Its product is annotated as serine/threonine-protein phosphatase BSL3. The coding region runs from base 140 to 2092 and encodes 650 amino acids. Gene Ontology annotation, molecular function: hydrolase activity. The record is from RefSeq and is a predicted model, not a curated record. The transcript is spliced from 14 exons. Lineage: Eukaryota; Viridiplantae; Streptophyta; Magnoliopsida; Asparagales; Orchidaceae.
CGGCCUUGCAAAGCAUAGAGAUGGACGCUGGGAGUGGGCUAUUGCUCCGGGUGUUUCUCCUUCUCCGAGAUACCAACAUGCAGCUGUUUUUGUCAAUGCAAGGCUUCAUGUAUCUGGAGGAGCUCUUGGUGGUGGUCGCAUGGUGGAAGAUUCAUCAAGUGUUGCGGUUCUGGACACUGCUGCUGGAGUUUGGUGUGAUAUAAAAUCAGUGGUGACAAGUCCUAGGACUGGCAGAUACAGUGCUGAUACAGCUGGGGGAGAUGCUUCAGUUGAACUUACACGGAGGUGCAGGCAUGCAGCUGCCGCAAUCGGCGAUAUGAUAUUCAUUUAUGGAGGAUUACGUGGAGGUGUGCUGCUGGAUGAUCUACUAGCUGCUGAGGAUCUCGCCGCUGCUGAGACAACAUCUGCAGCUUCUCAUGCUGCUGCAGUUGCCGCAGCUUCCAACAUUCAACCAGGGAGAUCACCUGGAGGAUACACAUACUCCGAUGAAAGGGAAAGGCAAGUGAUCACUGAAUCAGUCCCUGAUGGUUCAGUAGUCCUCGGUACUCCUGUCGCUCCUCCUGUCAAUGGGGACAUGUAUACUGAUAUAAGCACUGAAAAUGCCAUGCUCCAAGGACAAAGAUUGAGGAAAGGUGUAGAGUAUUUGGUUGAAAACUCAGCGGCGGAAGCCGAGGCAAUAAGUGCAGCGUUGGCUGCUGCCAAGGCUCGUCAAAUAAAUGGCGAAGCUGAGCAGUUGGCUGAUCAUGAUGGUGGUCCUGAAGCUACUCCAAGUGGGAAGCAAAUGCCAGACUUGAUUAAAACAACGGAUUCCUCUAUACCAACAAACACCCCAGCACUUGGGGUUCGGCUACAUCAUCGAGCAGUUGUUGUAGCUGCAGAAACAGGGGGUGCUUUGGGGGGGAUGGUCAGACAACUUUCCAUUGAUCAAUUCGAGAAUGAGGGCAGAAGAGUGAGCUACGGAACUCCAGAGAAUGCUACUGCAGCUAGAAAGUUACUGGAUCGUCAAAUGUCAAUUAAUAGUGUACCCAAAAAGGUCAUUGCACAUCUUCUGAAGCCCCGUGGUUGGAAGCCUCCUGUACGGAGGCAAUUUUUCUUGGACUGCAAUGAAAUUGCGGAUCUCUGUGACAAUGCUGAACGAAUAUUUUCCAGCGAACCAAGCGUCCUGCAAAUUAAGGCUCCUGUUAAGAUCUUUGGUGAUUUACAUGGCCAGUUUGGUGAUCUCAUGCGCUUAUUUGAUGAGUAUGGUGCUCCCUCAACAGCUGGAGAUAUAGCUUACAUUGAUUAUCUCUUCCUAGGAGAUUAUGUUGAUCGAGGCCAGCAUAGUUUGGAAACUAUUACACUUCUUCUUGCAUUAAAGGUUGAGCAUCCUCAUAAUGUACACUUAAUUCGAGGAAAUCAUGAGGCAGCUGAUAUUAAUGCAUUGUUUGGCUUUCGAAUAGAAUGCAUUGAAAGAAUGGGAGAACGAGAUGGAAUUUGGGCGUGGCAUCGGAUAAAUAGAUUAUUUAAUUGGCUUCCUUUGGCUGCAUUAAUUGAGAAAAAAAUUAUUUGCAUGCACGGUGGGAUUGGGAGGUCCAUAAAUCAUAUAGGACAGAUUGAGAACUUACAACGUCCAAUUACAAUGGAAGCAGGAUCUGUAGUUCUUAUGGAUCUUUUAUGGUCUGAUCCAACAGAGAAUGAUAGCGUUGAAGGGUUAAGACCAAAUGCCAGAGGCCCUGGUCUUGUUACUUUUGGGCCUGACCGUGUUAUGGAGUUCUGCAAUAACAAUGAUUUGCAGCUUAUAGUUCGUGCACAUGAAUGUGUAAUGGAUGGUUUUGAACGUUUCGCUCAAGGACAUCUAAUUACUCUUUUCUCGGCGACCAACUAUUGUGGUACAGCAAACAAUGCAGGAGCCAUCUUAGUCUUAGGAAGAGAUCUGGUGGUUGUUCCAAAACUCAUUCAUCCUCUGCCACCUGCAAUUACUUCACCAGAAACGUCCCCAGAGCGCCAUAUUGAGGAUACUUGGAUGCAGGAGCUUAAUGCAAAUCGACCGCCGACUCCAACCAGGGGUCGCCCGCAAGUCGCAAAUGAUCGGGGUUCUCUCGCAUGGAUAUGAUAUAGCUCUUUGCCCUCUCUCUCUCUCUCUGUGUCUCUCAUGUCUGUGUAGUUAAUUUUUGUCGGAUGAUGAUGGCUUGUGAUUGCUUGGCUAUCGUUGAUUUUCUUGAAGCUUUGAGUGGAUUAUUCUCCUCCUAUGAACCUGGAGCCUGACACAAUCGAGAUUAUCGACGUCUAGAAAGAUAGAUGAGAUUCUCUUGGAAACUGACCCACUAAUGAUAUAUCAUCAAAUGGUUGGCAGGCAAAAUUCAUUUGAGAGAGCUUUAGUUUGGAGGGGUAGAAGUUUCCUGGCAUUGUCGUCCCUACUAAAAGUUUGCCUCUUGUAUAUUUUUGCCUGUUGGCACAGAUUCAUAUAUGUGUGUGUAUGUGGUGGUACUGUUUAGAGGCCUAUUUCAAUUAGGGCAUUCUUUUCUUUUCUUUUUCCCCCUCCUCUUUUUGUUUUCUGCUUUUUUUUUUUUUCUUUUUUUGGCCCAUUUUCAUGCUUACAUGUUAUAAUUUACAGCUGGUGCUGUGGUCUUGUAUCAUAUAAAAUUGGUAAUCUUGCAGAACAUUUCAUCUA